AUGUGGAAACCGAUCACGGGCGACACAUCAGCUCCUUGCCCGUCCGUUACUUGCCACCUGGCAACAUCAAGAUGCUCUGGCUUCAAUUCGGCGGCCCUCAAUCCGGAGUUUCGUACAACCAUUUCUGGCACCGUUUUCGGAACUGCUGGGCAAACGUGCUACGCUUCUCCCCCGAGUCCAGUCAUGCGGGCUGCAGUGACUGCUUGGGGUUCAAAGAAGCGCUUUCAGGCUCUUUUGACCUCCAAAGCAGGUUCGAGAUCGCCAAAAUGUACCGGGAGCACUUGA
Molecule: messenger RNA, 285 nt
Organism: Symbiodinium necroappetens
Lineage: Eukaryota; Dinophyceae; Suessiales; Symbiodiniaceae
Source: the annotation of a GenBank genome assembly